AGGAGAACUAUGAGAAUGUGACCUCACUGGGGUUUCCAGUUUCCAAACCUCAUGUAAUCUCCCAGCUGGAACACGGGGAAGUGCCAUGGGUCCCGGACCUCCAGGGUUCAGAGGAAAGAGAGAUCCUGAGAGUUCCCGGCACAGCAGGUGAUGCAAUGGUAUGUGAGAAAGAGGAGCAGAAUUCUCAGCAGGAAAAUGUUGACCAAAUGGCUAAACACAGAGAAUUAUUGCAAAGAUCGAAAAGGAAUGUGUCCAGACGUCAUGAGCAGGGAAAAUCCUGUGAGAUUCAGCACAGACCAGAAAGAGAGCAAGGAAACCAGCCAGGGGAGAAAAUGGGUAAAUUUAUUUCCUGUCGGGGAACUCAGAAGAGCGUCAAGGAAACCACAACACAGCAGGAAAUCCGCAUGGGAAAGAGGAAAAAUACAUGCACUGAGUGUGGAAAAACCUUCACUUGCAGCUCAGCCCUUUCUGUUCAUCAGAGAAUCCACACAGGGGAGAGGCCCUAUGAAUGCCGUGAGUGUGCGAAAAGCUUCACUAGCAGCUCAGCCCUUUCUAAACAUCAGAAAAUCCACACAGGGGAGAGGCCCUAUGAAUGCUGUGAGUGUGGGAAAAGCUUUGUUACCAGCUCAGACCUUUCUAAUCAUCAGAGAAUCCACACAGGGGAGAGGCCCUAUGAAUGCCGUGAGUGUGGGAAAAGCUUUAUUACCAGCUCAGCCGUUUCUGUUCAUCAGAGAAUGCACACAGGGGAGAGGCCCUUUGAAUGCAGUGAGUGUGGGAAAACCUUCACUUAUAGGUCAGACCUUUCUAAACAUCAGAGAAUCCACACAGGGGAGAGGCCCUAUGAAUGUUGUGAGUGUGGGAAAAGCUUCACUCAUAGCUCACACCUUCUUACCCAUCUCAGAAUCCACACAGGGGAGAGGCCCUAUAAAUGCAGUGAUUGUGGGAAAAAAUUCCUUCACCAGCAGCAGCUUAUUAACCAUCAGAGAAUCCACACAGGAGAGAGGCCCUAUGUAUGCCGUGAGUGUGGGAAAACCUUCAAUCAAAGCUCAAACCUUCUUACCCAUCUUAGAAUCCACUCAAGGAAGAGGCCCUAUACAUGCAGUGAUUUAGGGAAAAACUUCAUUCGCCGCCGGCAGCUUAUUAGCCAUCAGAGAAUGCACACAGGUGUGAGACCCAAUGGAAGCAGUGAGUGUGGGAAAACCUUGUCUUGCCACUGAGCCCAUGUGAGCCAUCAGAGAAUCUGCAAGGGGGAUCAACACCAUAAAACCCUCUAGGGCUAUCAAUACUUUAAUACUUUUCCUGAUUCCCACAUAGUAACUUUUAAAAGCUGUUUGAAGCACCAAUAUCCCCCAGCUUGUCCAGAUGAGUGAGUGACCCAUUUUUGUAUUUUGCAGUUUGACCUCUUUGAGGUGGACUCCUUUGUCCUUUCUAUCAACUCCAUUCUCCCAUGAGUAAUUCGAGUGUGCCCUUCCUAUCAGGAACCAGGGAGCAUCACAUUUAUACCAUUCCCCUAUUGCAAAGUUAUUGUUAGAGUCACCAGUGAUACAGAUUGUAUCAUUGUCAAUUGUUCUCAUGCUGUGCUGAAGAGCAGUUAUAAUGGGAACUUUUCAUAUUACAUUUAAAUGAAGAGGAGCAGGGGCAGGAAAAAAGUGUCGUUUCAGCCUCUGUGAUACUGGAAGGAGAUGUAAAAAGUGACAGAGUCCUGUGGCACCUUAUAGACUAAAAUACAUAUUGGAGCAUAAGCAAUAUACAAAAACC
This is a messenger RNA of Gopherus evgoodei (Goodes thornscrub tortoise), 1758 nucleotides long. RefSeq names its product gastrula zinc finger protein XlCGF8.2DB-like. Lineage: Eukaryota; Metazoa; Chordata; Testudines; Testudinidae. Gene Ontology annotation, cellular component: PcG protein complex; transcription regulator complex. Gene Ontology annotation, molecular function: RNA polymerase II cis-regulatory region sequence-specific DNA binding; DNA-binding transcription factor activity, RNA polymerase II-specific. Gene Ontology annotation, biological process: regulation of transcription by RNA polymerase II. The record is from RefSeq and is a predicted model, not a curated record.